AUGCCUCCCCGCAAGAAGCAACGCGUCGAUGCAACCACUCCUUUGAGGCGCAGCCCACGUACAACGUUCACUCCUACGAAGCCAUUUCCGACUGCCCCACGACGCCGUAAUGUUCGGGGCGUAUUGAAGGAUAUGCUCAAGAUGCCGUUGGACAUUCUGUUUGAGGUCUUUGCUCUCCUCCACCCCGAAGACUUGCUACACCUUUCUCGUACCAACAAGGCGUUCCGGCAGCUCUUGCUGGACCCAGCCGCGGCGUCGUUCUGGAAGGCCGCGAGGUGCCGGGUGAAAGGGUUUCCAGCCCCACCCCCGCAUCUCAGUGAGCCCUCGUUUGCUAGUCUUCUAUUCUCCCCCUGCUGUCGCGCGUGCGGAAAGCCUGGAGAGUUCCCCGUACUGGUAGAGCUCUUCACAAGAUAUUGCACCGAGUGUGAGGAGCGAUGUCUCGUCCGAGCGGCUCGCUCCCAGCUUCCCGACGAGCGUUUUUCCGUCCGCAAGUGGGUGAACACCGUCCGUACAGACGGGUCUGGCCCGAAGUAUCGGAUGCUUCUCGCGGAAGCGGAGCAUAUCAAGCGUCGAUGGGCGAAUUUGAGCUGUGAAGAUGAGAAGAAAGAAUACCUCGCUGAGCGUAUCGCGUUCGUCGUGCAAUGUCGGGAGCAUGCAAGUGCUCUCCGGAGUUGGUUGGAUGCAGUCGAGCUGACCAAGAUAGCUGAGCGGAGCGCUCUAAAAGCCGAACGAUAUGAUGACGACUCCGUAACGACGGCUGGGGCGACGAUCUCGACGCCCUCGAAUGGAAUACCAGAAUGGCAGGCGAUCCGCAAGAGAGCGAUCAAAAUAUUGGAACCUCACCGCGAGAAGAGGUUGAGAGACAAGGAGGACAAGCGGAUUCGAUCGAACCUCAUCCGUCUGCGUAAGAUCGUCAAGCAAUAUCAGCAGUCGGUAUGGGCACCACAAGCUGGUCUCCGAUUCUUCCCAGGUUUUUUCGAGCUUGCGACCGUUCCCGCGAUUUGCUCGUUUGUGCGGCAGAAUCCUUCAUUCGACGCUGGUGAUCUGGCCACAGAACAAGAAGUGGCAUCGCUACUACCAGGUCUACACAAGCGACUCGCGGCUCAUGCCACUAGUACCCUUGCACACAUGGUCCACAAGGCUCUUGGUACAGACCCAGCAACACACUCAGAUGUGAAGAUUCUGCAGCUCGCGACUUCCUGCUUCCAGUGCAAAACCCUCCACAACGUCUCCGAGAGCGGUUGCAUGAAGUGCGAAUACGCGUUCAACGUCGAAUCUGUCCGCACUCACUUCAUCCGAGGGGUCACAAGUCGGCGAAUGAUCGUCGCGAGCUACGGUCUCAACCCCGACCGCGCGACAUUCACGGACAUGGAUGGCUGCGGUGUCCGUCUGCGGUGCAAGCUGUGCCGCGCCCAUCCAGACAAGCUGGAGGUGUUCGAUUGGGAGGGUGCGAUCCUGCACGACGUGGCUCGGCAUCACAGGUCCUUGGACGACGACACCUCGCACUGGGAGCCCGUUGCGGCCGAACAGGCAACACGGGUGUGCGAACUUCAAGACGCCUACAUGCGGGGCCUUUCCGCUACUUCCACUGGCCGUCAUGCCUGCACCUGGUGCGGCCGUCAUACGUAUCGCGAUUCCGGGCCCCGGCAUGAUCGCGACGAGCAAAUGACACUGGUUGAGGUCAAGAAGCACCUGCUGGCCGAAGGAGUUGACUAUGUUGUUGACUACGAACCAAAGCCCGCGAUUACCAUGUUCAAACCGAAACUAUCGAAGAAUUGGCAGGCCACGGAGUUAGUUCAGGAUGGACUUGGGUUCUUCAUCGAUUUCUGA
This is a messenger RNA of Epithele typhae, 1830 nucleotides long. RefSeq lists its product as uncharacterized. The coding region runs from base 1 to 1830 and encodes 609 amino acids. Gene Ontology annotation, molecular function: protein binding. The transcript is spliced from 11 exons. NCBI's taxonomy places the organism in Eukaryota, Fungi, Basidiomycota, Agaricomycetes, Polyporales, Epitheliaceae. The record is from RefSeq and is a predicted model, not a curated record.